This is a messenger RNA of Cyclopterus lumpus (lumpfish), 2455 nucleotides long. Its product is annotated as regulator of G-protein signaling 8-like. NCBI's taxonomy places the organism in Eukaryota, Metazoa, Chordata, Actinopteri, Perciformes, Cyclopteridae. The record is from RefSeq and is a predicted model, not a curated record. The transcript has 5 exons. Bases 439 to 1014 code for a protein of 191 amino acids.
UUAUUGGAUGUUAUGUUAUUCUGCUGUGGACAAAGAGCUCUCGAAAUUAGGUGGUCUAAAUGGUUCACCGGGCUGAUUAUUAUCUGCCCCUUUGAAUAGCUUAUUUUUCCAUCGGUGAAAAGACUGUUGGUGAACCGAUUCGACAUCUAUGUGGAACAUUGGAAACAGUAAUCUAACUAUUGGAGGAGAGAAAUAUGAGCUCCAUACAGUGUCCUAUUACCAAUGUUCCAGCUAAUUCAAUGUGUGCUUGUGUUCAUUCUGUUUGGCUGCAUGUUCAAAUUCCUGCCAACGGGAUUGCUUAUUCACACAUGUCUUUUAUUCCAUUUCCUGUGAGCAAUACUGAAAAUCAGUUCCCACCUUCCCACCUUCCCUCCCUUGAUCCAAAAAGCUCUGAGGGCUUUUCAGUCCAGUAAAUGUCACUCAUGAGAGCUAUCAAAGAUGGAGGAGGGCUUUGAAGCCCACACAAGUGCCACUUCAAGAAUCAGCACCAUGAAGACCCGACUAGCCUGCCUAUCCAACAAAUCAGACUCCUACAGCGACUUCUCCGAGUUCCUGCCUCCAGCCCACGAAACCACUGCCAGGUGUCUGAAAGUUUCAACGGAUGAGGUUGUUCGGUGGUCCGAAUCGUUUGAUCAUCUCCUCUCUCACAAAUAUGGUCUGGCUGCCUUCCGGACAUUUCUCAAGUCGGAGUUCAGUGACGAGAAUAUCGAGUUUUGGAUGGCUUGCGAGGAGUACAAAAAAAUCAAAAGCUCAACCAAGCUUGUGUCCAAAGCAAACAAGAUCUUUCAGGAGUUCAUCGAUAUUCAGGCCCCCAGAGAGGUAAACAUUGACUACCGCACCAGAGAAAAGACCAAGCAGAGCCUGGAGGACCCGUCCCCGACCAGCCUCAACGAAGUCCAAGCUAAAGUCUACAGCCUCAUGGAGAAAGACUCUUACCCACGAUUCCUCAGGUCCAAGAUGUACCAGGAAAUGAUAAACCGGGCGAACGCUCAAGGUCAGCGGAGGUCUGUUUGAAUCUGACGAAGACCACAGACGAGGUCAAACUGGACCUACACUGUAAAAUCCAGAGUUAACCCUUUGACAUCAUCUCUGAAUACUGUGAAUCUGCAAGGGUGGAUGGGGCGACAAUGCUUGACUGUUUCCUUUGUCCUCACCAGCUCCACGCAUGCAACCUCUCUAGAAACCAAGUGUCUUGGUGGACUGCACUCUUCAGUACAGAAGAGAUUUGAUGAGGAUAAGCUAAUUGUUUUACCUCCAGUUAGUGCUGGGCGAUAUGUCUUUUAAAGAUACAAUCACAGUAAAAAAAAUGACCUUUACGCGAUAUAUUACGCGAGUUAUAUUCAUCACACACUAUUUUAAGAGAUAUCAGAUACAGCCAAUGCUCGUUAAAAAGAAAAUGUGUGUACUAAAAGUAGGCUUCUGUGUUCAUUUAUUUCAUCAGGAAAGAAAUAUGUAGGGAGAUAAAUAUCAUUACGGUUUGAUCGCCCAGCACUACCUUUACUUAUCGUCAGUUCUUUAGGAAAUAGACACCGUCGUAUGCAGGUGGCUAGAUCAAUAGGGUAGUUUGUGUGUUUACGUUGAACAAUGAAAUGAGUGAACACCUAUUAUCUGAAACUGUGCCAAAUUAGAUUGCACUUAGAUAUUGAUAUAACUACAUAAUCCUGUGUAUUGUAAACUCUUGCAGGUAUUCUAUGUGUAUGAGUAUAAUGAAGGGUUGGGUUUGUUUUCAAUUCACUCCUAUUCGGGAAGCAGAAACGUGCUAUCAUCUGUGAACUUGUUUCUGUACGUGUGUGUGUGUGUGUGUGUGUGUGUGUGUGUGUGUGUGUGUGUGUGUGUGUGUGUGUGUGUGUACAGAGUGCAUCCUAUCGGAACAAUCAUUCAUUGACGACAAGGAUUAUCUGAUGAUUUAUUAUCAUUCAUUUUUUCAGGCCAAUGUCAUUGGACUAAAAUAAAAAAUGUAAAUUGCAAUUUAUUACAUAAUUAGUUUGCUAGAAUGUACCGCCUAAUGAGCAUGCAGUGCUUCAUUAAACUAGAUAUCAAACAUUGGCCUCCUGCUAGUGGUGAAUUGAAAGCGACAGCCCCGACCCCCAAAUAAUCUGUUGAAAAACGUGUUGUGCAAAUUUCCUAAACAAUUUUCAGCAUGAUGCAAUACUCUGAAUAACUAUUUUGAUAUUCUUUUCAACUUGAAAAUGUCUGCAAAAAAUUUCAUUAACAUGACACUGUUUGAAAUGUGCUCCCUCGGCAUUUGCACUCCUUUUUUUAAAAUAAGACAAUUUGAAAAGAUUUCAGGGAAGACAAAUAUUUUUCUUUAUUGCAUGUGCACCGUAAAGGUCAAGCUGUUUGAAAUGCAACCAAACUGGCUGAAAGGCAUAUCACCCUAUAUGGUAUGUUACUGUGUUCCACAUGAAUGUAACCUCCCCGCUAUAUUUUGAGAUUAAAAAUGAAUCUGCAUCUA